Drosophila kikkawai is the source of this 932-nucleotide messenger RNA. RefSeq names its product iron-sulfur cluster co-chaperone protein HscB-like protein, mitochondrial (gene Hsc20). Gene Ontology annotation, biological process: [2Fe-2S] cluster assembly; protein complex oligomerization. Gene Ontology annotation, molecular function: protein-folding chaperone binding; ATPase activator activity. Gene Ontology annotation, cellular component: mitochondrion. The record is from RefSeq and is a predicted model, not a curated record. Lineage: Eukaryota; Metazoa; Arthropoda; Insecta; Diptera; Drosophilidae.
ACUACCAACAGCUGUUUUUUGUUAUUGUUAGGCUUGUGUAAUUUUUGAAAAUUUUAUUUAAUAAGUGUCGGAUAUGCGGGCUGUAAUUAAUGGUUUAAGAAGUGUUGUGAGGACAACAAAUUAUGCACCAAAUGGAAGAAAUAUUCUUAGGCAAAAUGAAUGCAUUCUGCGACCGCAAAUUCGACUAUUUGCGGCAAAGUCCUCGCCGGCUUGCUGGAAUUGCCAAAAUAAGUCGGAACUGAGGCAAAAUAUGAUCUGUUCGGAUUGUGGACACCUGCAGGAUGUGGAUGCGGGAAUAAAUUACUUUGAGCUGCUGAGCUUUCCCACAAAGUUUUCGUUGGAGCCGCAGAAGUUGACCCAAAGUUUCCGGCAAUUGCAGACCAUUGUGCAUCCAGAUAAAUAUAGCAAUAAAACUUCCCGUGAACAAACCAACUCCGCUGACUGGAGUUCCCUGAUAAACAAGGCCUACAAGACCCUCGCCACUCCAAUCGAACGUGGCCAAUACCUGCUGCAGUUGGAGGGCGAAACGAUGCCACAGGAUAAUAGUGCCCUGAAUAAGGAAUUCCUCAUGGCCAUGAUGGAGCGCAAUGAGGAAGUAGAGGAGGCAGAAGACGCAAAGUCUCUGGAGGAUCUUAAUGCCCAGCUUGUCAAGGAACUGGAGGAAAUGGCCCAAAGAUUAAGCUCUCUAUUCGAAGCAAAAGAUCUCCAGGGAGUCAAAGGAACUCUGGUGGAGAUGAAGUACCUGCUGAGCAUUCAGAGCAGCAUCAAGCAGAAGCAGCAACGUUUGCUGGGCAGCUGAUCGUUGUUAGCAAUCAACUUGGCUUAAAUACUCACACAAGUUAACUUGUUCCUAUCAGCUGUUGAGUCAAGAGAUCGUUUGUUGUAUAAUGUGAUUAAAAUGCGACAAAAAAAGAGUCAGUGCAAAUGAUAAA